Molecule: messenger RNA, 692 nt
Organism: Coregonus sp. 'balchen'
Lineage: Eukaryota; Metazoa; Chordata; Actinopteri; Salmoniformes; Salmonidae
Source: the annotation of a GenBank genome assembly
GUGACUACUGUGAGAUAAAUGUCUGCAGUAAUGGGGGGACCUGUGUGACCGGCGCCAGAUCCUCCAUCUGCAUCUGCCCCGAUGGCUACACUGGGGACACCUGCAACGACACUGAGACCGGUACGGAGAACAGAACAAUAUUAAUAUCUGCACAAAAGCAUUAUAGCUAGGUCUUUGAAUUAGUAUCAAGUAUAGUUAUUCAUUUUGUAAAGUUAUUUGUAGGCCAGUUAUAAGGAGUCCAAAGCUGUUAUCAAUGCCUAUAGUAUGUAUUUCUAAAGCACUAUGGAUGUCUUGUGACUGUUCAUAAAGGUGUUAACGCCAAUAGAUGGUACAUAGACCGUGUUAGAGGGAGAUUCUGAGAGGCUGUCUCUGUACUACACGGUAUUGCCAAUAUGGCCCUAAUAAUAUUAUUCCCUAUCCUCCUCCCUUGCAUCUCUGCCCCAGGUCAUUGCUGUAGAAAGAGGAUGUGAUCGCGGUCAACCUACCUGGUACAAUGGUAGUACAAUGAGGAUUAAUAAUAAGUUAUAUUUGCUUCCCAGGGCCAUGCAACCCCAACCCCUGCAAGAACGAUGCCAUCUGCGACGUGACUGGCCAGAAACGCAGAGGCGACAUCUUCAGCGAGUACAUCUGCAAGUGCCAGGAUGGCUUUGACGGAGUCCACUGCCAGAACAGUAAGGGUCCGCUGCCAGAAC